Solanum pennellii is the source of this 705-nucleotide messenger RNA. RefSeq lists its product as uncharacterized. Bases 1 to 705 code for a protein of 234 amino acids. Lineage: Eukaryota; Viridiplantae; Streptophyta; Magnoliopsida; Solanales; Solanaceae. The transcript has 2 exons. The record is from RefSeq and is a predicted model, not a curated record.
AUGAUAGUUUUCAUCGUGUCGAAUUUGUCAAAACUUGAAUUUGUCGCACUUGACAUUUCUGGAAAGAAUUAUUUGUCAUGGGUACUGGAUGCUGAAAUUCACCUUACCGCUAAGGUUCUUGGUGAUAGUAUAAUUGAAGGAAAUAUGACAUCAAGUCAGGAUAAAGCGAAAGCUAUGAUUUUCCUUCGUCAUCAUCUUGAUGAAAGUCUGAAGGUUGAAUACCUUACGGUGAAAGACCCACUUGAAUUGUGGAUAGGUUUGAAAGGGAGGUAUGACCACCUCAAGGCAACGAAUAACUUCCCAAUUGAAAUUAUGUGGGGAAAAAUAAAAGAUGAGGACAUGUUGAAAAAGACACUAACUACUUUCCAUGCCUAUAAUAUGAUAUUACAGCAGCAAUAUCGUGAAAAAAAAUUUCAGAAAUACUCUGAACUGAUCUCGUGCCUUCUGGUGGCUGAGCAGCAUAAUGACUUUCUAAUGAAAAAUCACGAAGCCCGUCCCGCUGGAAGUGCUCCGUUAUCGGAGGCACACGCGGUUGAAGCACAUGGCCAGUCUGAAAUAAGACAAAAUAAUCGGGGCCAUGACAAUGUGCGCUGCAUGACAAAGGCAAAAGACGAUACAAUAAUCGUCGAGGUGGUGGUCAUUGUCAUCGUUGUGGCCUUAAAGGUCACUGAAAAAAUGAAUGUCGGGUACCAGAGCAUUUCGUAA